AUGGAUCCCUUCAACAACCCGAACAACCCGAACGUCCCCAACAACCCGAACAAUCCCAAUAACCCGACCCAACCGAAUGUUUUCUCGGUUCCGGGAUAUUAUUCGAUGAUUGAACCGAACCAAUUCUCUCAAUAUUCGUCAAACGCAUUUGCCGCAUCCCAACACUCACCUAACCAAUUCUCUCGAAAUCAAGCCCUUCAACAAUUGAUGAUGCGGGGUGCUUUUAAUCUCCAACCGAACCCGAUGCAACCCGUUCAACCCCAAUCCGAACCCGACCAGGAUGUGAAAGUUGUUCCUGAAACCCAACCGCAAAAAGAAAAAGGCAAACGAAGAAAAGGUAAUAAUCAAACGGGUGACGUGUUUUGGAAGGCGGUUUUGGCGAAGUUCCUUGGGCUAAUGGACCAAGGCCCGUAUCGAGAUAUCGACUCGGUGUCAUCAAAGUGGCAAAAAAUGAAUGGGUUCGUCAAUAAGUUUUGCGAAGAAUAUAAUAAAAUAUAUUCAAGUGGGCGUCGUAGCGACAUGAGCGACGAGGAUGUGUUUAAAAAGGCGUUGGAGAAGUACAAGGAGAACAAUGGUAAUACCUCGUUCGCACACGUUCGCGCGUGGGAAGUUUUGUGA
Helianthus annuus (common sunflower) is the source of this 618-nucleotide messenger RNA. Its product is annotated as sporozoite surface protein 2-like. The record is from RefSeq and is a predicted model, not a curated record. The transcript has 2 exons. Bases 1 to 618 code for a protein of 205 amino acids. Lineage: Eukaryota; Viridiplantae; Streptophyta; Magnoliopsida; Asterales; Asteraceae.